AAUGCAAAGUACCCUGCAGAGGCUUUCUUUCUCUUUUAUACUUUUUAAGCCUUCUACCUCCACCUCCCAGGGCUUCUUGAGGCUCAGCCCUAACAGUACUUCCCCCUUCUCUUGUCCUCAACCUAGCCCACCCCCCCACAGCCCACCACACAGCACUUCCUCAGGUUCUGUUCCUGCACUUUGCAUUGAUCCGUUGUGCCUGGCAAUAAAGUAUCUUGUCUACACCUUUUUGUGUCUGCGGUUGUGACAGUCAGACUAAGCAAGCUUUUGUGGCUAAAUCCUGGCUUUACCUAAGGCUGCCACAGAGCCCCUCCCCCACAGAACCCUCUUAAGCCCCUGUUAUUGCCCGAUUCACUUUCCGCUCCGCGGGCAGUGAUGAUGUUGUUUAUAUGUUAUGUCUGACUGCAUUCACAUUUACGAUCAUCUUGGGUCCCCAGGGGUUGUUUAUCAUGCACCUGUGUGUGUCUUGCACACAGCUGCAGGUGGCUCUACCCAGUCCUUGCCGUUUCCGGGUGCGGGUGUCAACCCUGGCCAGACUAACUGGUAACCUCAACAGCAGACAGCUGCGACUCCGGGCACCAGUUCUGACUGCGGCUCCGCUCACCGUAAGACGGGUUCUUUCGCCACCUCCGGGCCACGCGACUGCCCCAAAGCUUGCCCAACACCCGGGAUCCCCAUAACUGAAGAACUGCAUUCCAUUCUGCGCCGCCUGCCCGAGGAACUACACUUCCCAGCAGGGGCCAGGGCGGCUACGUCCUCUCCCAGCGUGCUCUGAGGUUCGGCAGGACGCUGUGAUUUACCCAUUAGUGGCUGCAGCCUCCUUUGAGCCUCAGCCAGAGCAGGUGUGGAAGCCCAUGGAGGGAAAGCGUUAGUGAGCAAGACAGCCGCCCUGCCUCCCAGCUUCAGCCUCCGGUAGGUACCCUGUCCUUGCCAGCACUUUGGAUGGGAAACGGGGGCUGUGUCUAGCCUGUUGUCUCCUUCCCUCUACAGGGGCCGCCAUUCCUCCUUCAGAAUGCCGGAGGGCCCAGAGCUGCACCUUGCCAGCUGUUUUGUAAAUGAGACGUGUAAGGGGCUCGUAUUUGGCGGCUGUGUGGAGAAGUCCUCUGUCAGCCGCAACCCCGAGGUGCCCUUUGAGAGCAGUGCCUACCAUAUCUCAGCCUUAGCCCGAGGCAAGGAGCUGCGCCUGACCUUGAGCCCCCUGCCUGGUGCCCAGCCCCCUCAGAAGCCACUGUCCCUUGUCUUCCGCUUUGGUAUGUCUGGAUCCUUCCAGCUGGCACCUGCAGAUGCCCUGCCGCCCCAUGCCCAUCUACGUUUUUACACGGCCCCACCCGCCCCCCGGCUUGCCCUUUGCUUCGUGGACAUCCGACGCUUUGGCCACUGGGACCCUGGGGGUGAAUGGCAGCCAGGCCGUGGACCCUGUGUCUUGCUGGAGUAUGAACGGUUCAGGGAUAACGUACUUCGGAACCUGUCAAACAAAGCCUUUGACCGGCCCAUCUGCGAGGCCUUGUUGGACCAGAGAUUCUUCAAUGGCAUUGGCAACUAUCUUCGGGCAGAGAUCUUGUACCGGCUGAAGAUCCCCCCUUUCGAGAAGGCCCGGACAGUUCUAGAGGCCCUGCAGCAGUCCCGGCUGAGCCCAGAGCUGACCCUGAGCCAGAAGAUCAAGGUCAAACUGCAGAACCCAGACCUGCUGGAACUGUGUCACUUGGUGCCCAAGGAAGUGGUUCAGCUGGGGGGCAAAGGCUACGGGCCAGACCGUGGAGAGGAGGAUUUUGCUGCCUUUCGAGCCUGGCUGCAGUGCUAUGGCGUGCCAGGCAUGAGUUCCCUGCGAGACCGGCAUGGCCGUACCAUCUGGUUCCAGGGUGAUCCCGGACCCUUGGCACCCAAAGGGGGCAGGUCCCGAAAAAAGAAGCCACGGGAGACUCAGCCGGGGGCUGGAGACACAGAAGAGGACCAUCCGCUCUCAGGCAAGCCCAUUUCCAGGACUCGGAGGGCCAGGAAACACCCUCCUAAGAGUAUAGCUCAACAGUCUGAAGGGACCAGCCUCCAACGAAACCAGGAAACCCCCACAGCCCCCAAGAAAGGAAAGAGAAGGGGGCGACCGGAAACCGCAGGUGGCCCUGCCUCCCCUGCUCUGCCCAAAGGUGGCCGCAGACCCAGGAAGAGCAAGGCUGAUACCUGACCCCUGGAGGCUGGGGGAACUUCAGCCUCCUAGAGGGAGGUUUCCUUUCUUGGUCCUUCCUUCCCUGCUGCCUUGCUGUGAAUCUAGGGGUGUCUGAAUCCCUGGAGGCUGUGUUGGUAGGGCGGUGUGCCCUAGGCCCUGUGACUUGUCCUGCACAACCUUUUUGAAGCAGGGUCUCAUAUAUCCUAGGCUGGCCUUGAGCUCAUGUGUACCUGAGGAUGACAAUGAACUCCUGAUUGAUCUUCCUGCCUUCAUUUGCAUAAUUGCUGGGAUUACAGGUGUGAGCCACACAUACCCUGCUGAUUUUUGUUGUCUUUUCAAGACAGGGUUUCUCUUUGUAGCCCUGGCUAUCCUGGAACUUGAUCUGUAGACCAGGCUGGCCUUGAACUCAGAGAUCUGCCUGCCUCUGCCUCCUGAGUGCUGGGAUUAAAGGCGUGGGCCACCACC
This is a messenger RNA of Peromyscus californicus insignis, 2626 nucleotides long. It is a transcript of the gene Neil1, whose product is annotated as nei like DNA glycosylase 1. Gene Ontology annotation, biological process: base-excision repair. Gene Ontology annotation, cellular component: nucleus. The coding region runs from base 1013 to 2179 and encodes 388 amino acids. Lineage: Eukaryota; Metazoa; Chordata; Mammalia; Rodentia; Cricetidae. Gene Ontology annotation, molecular function: DNA-(apurinic or apyrimidinic site) endonuclease activity; zinc ion binding; DNA N-glycosylase activity. The transcript is spliced from 11 exons. The record is from RefSeq and is a predicted model, not a curated record.